ACCUGGUUUGCCAUCCCCCCCUCCCCCUCGGCCCCGCCCCGCGCCGCUGGUGCGAGCGCAGCGAUCUAAGAUGGCGACUGUGGAACCGGAAACCACUCCCAACCCUCAAACUUCAGAAGAAGAAAAAACUGAGACAGCACCUACUCAGGAGGUUGCCAGUCCUGAACAGUAUAUUAAGCAUCCACUACAAAACAGAUGGGCCCUCUGGUUCUUUAAAAAUGACAAAAGCAAAACCUGGCAAGCAAACCUUCGUCUGAUUUCAAAGUUUGAUACUGUUGAAGAUUUCUGGGCUUUAUACAACCAUAUCCAGCUGUCUAGUAAUUUAAUGCCUGGUUGUGACUACUCACUCUUUAAGGAUGGAAUUGAACCAAUGUGGGAAGAUGAAAAAAACAAGCGAGGAGGACGGUGGCUAAUUACACUAAAUAAACAGCAGAGACGAAGUGACCUUGAUCGCUUCUGGCUAGAGACACUGCUGUGCCUUAUUGGGGAGUCCUUUGAUGACUACAGUGAUGAUGUAUGCGGCGCUGUUGUUAAUGUUAGAGCUAAGGGUGAUAAAAUAGCAAUAUGGACAACUGAAUGUGAAAACAAGGAUGCUGUUACGCAUAUAGGGAGAGUAUACAAGGAAAGAUUAGGACUUCCUCCAAAGAUAGUGAUUGGUUAUCAAUCCCAUGCAGACACAGCUACUAAGAGCGGCUCCACCACUAAAAAUAGGUUUGUUGUUUAAGAAGACACCUUCUGAGUAUUCUUUCAUAGGAGACUGCGUCAAGCAAUCGAGAUUUGGGAGCUGAACCAAAGCCUCUUCAAAGCAGAGUGGACUGCAUUUAAAUUUGAUUUCCAUCUAAAUGUUGCUAAGAUUUGUGAGAAGUCUCAUUCGCCUUUGUCUUGUACUUCUGUGUUCAAUUUUUUUUCUAUUUUGGCUGAAGUAACCAUUAUUCAAUCAAAGAAUUUCAGUACACAUUAUCCCCAGAAUCCAUAAAUGUUUUUCUGGCCCACUCUGUAAUAGCUUAGUAGGAACAUUACUAUUACAAAAACAUUUGUUUAUCCACAGUAUUCAGAAAUGAAACUGCAUUUCUAGUCCUUGCAGAAAAAUUACUUCUGUUUUCCAUUUGCCUUGUAUGCAGUAACAUUUUGCUGGUUUGGAAAGAGUAUGGUGCAUACAGUUUUCUAGCAAAUUUUUUACACAGCAUUGUCUUUGCUGUAACCUAUGCUGAUGGCUGCUAGAUUAAUUUAUUUGUUUCCCUAUUUGAUAACAUUAGUGAUAUUUUGAUUUCAGUUGUUUUUGCUCAUGUAACAUUUGGUGAAGAAUCUGGGAAUAUGACAAAGGUGGAAUAAACAUUCAUUUUGUGCAUUCUUUGGUAAUUUUUUGUUUUUUUGUAACAUCAAAGCUUUGCUACAAAUUUAUGCAUUUCAGUCAAAUCAGUGAUCUGUUUGUGUGAUUUCCUAAACAUAAUUGUGGAUUUUUUUUUAAAUGUAACACCAUAAAUUACAUUCCUUACUAGAAAUAGUAUGUCUGUUUUUGUAUCUUAUGCUGUAUUUUAACACUUUGUAUUACUUAGGUUAUUUUGCUUUGGUUAAAAAUGGCUCAAGUAGAAAAGCGGUCCCAUUCAUAAUAAGACAGUGUACAAAACUGUAAAUAAAAUGUGUACAGUGAAUUGUCUUUUAGACAACUAGAUUUGUCCUUUUAUUUCUCCAUAUCUACAGCAAGUAUUUGUACUUCUUGUGACAAGGCAGUCUCUACUGUGGCUUCUAUUGUAGUGUAUCUUCCAAGAGAGAGUAAGUCUGGAGCUAUAGUUUAUUACUAUGUUUAUUAAAAAUUGUAAUAAAUCUAAUAGAUAGCAUCCUUCUCCAAAAUGGAAUUACCUUGAUAUGGCUAUUGUUUUUUCUUAAAGGGCAGUUUAACUGAUCUUAAUGUAUUGUGCUGCUUUCUGGUCAGUGUUCAUAGAAGUCAAAGUUGAAAGGGGGACAGGAUAAAAGUCUGGUUUCAGCAAAGUGCUGAGGUGAAUAAUUCUGCUUAGUGAUGCAGCUACAAUAUGAAGUACCAAUAAUACACAGUAAAGAGAAAUGGCUGUAAAGGAGUAAAAUAUAUCAAGAACUAGACAACAGAUUGUCUUUUUGCAGGUGUGUGGAAGUCUGCUUUUUGAUUGUGGAAGUUGGUUCAGAGAGGGGGGAGCUGGAGUUUGGACUGACUUAUGGGAAGGGGGAGUGGGCAAAACAGGAGGAAAUUAGAGUGUAAUGUUUUACAGCCAUGUAAAGGUGCACCACAGCAAGCUCUUUUCCAUUUCAAAAGCAUGCCAUAAAUAGCUUAGUGCUGAUCAGUGUUGUAUUGUUAUAUAACAAUAUUGUUAAACUUAGCAUUUAGGGUUAUUUAGGUGUAAUUCACUAAGUUAAUUUGGCUGGGUACAGGGGGUUGAAGAAGGAAUUGCAGUUGGUCAGCCCUGAGUUCACACUAAUGAGUAUUUUGCAUUUGCUAAAUGUGGCAAUUCAGAUUGAAAUCUUAUAUGAAAUCUCAUAUUAAAUAUUUAAUCAGAAUGAGAAGUAUGUUGUCCGUAUUUGCAUUUGGCCUUGACAGUACUAUUUAGGAGGAAGUUAAACUUGUUUGGCGAGAAUUGAGGUUGUAAUUGUCCAAUUUGGACAAUUUUUCUUUCAGAUGGAAAUUCAGAAAUUUUUUUCUCAUUAAAAUCUUGUUUGAAACUCCUAUCUUGACUCUUGUUAGUGUUCCUCUGUCAGAAAAAACUUAUUUUUACCAGAACAGAUUUUAUCUUUAGAGAAAUCCUGAGCUGUCAACUCAGUAAAAUUCUGCUUUUAACUCUGUUAAAUAAGGGUGUCUCGAGUGGGGAGAACUAGCCAAUCUACUAAUGUUACUAUGCAACUUAAAAGUUUGCAGUUUUAAUAAUAUUGUACAAAUUAAGUGGGCUAAUGUUGCCAUCUUUUAUAAAAUCCCUCAUUCUUAACUAAUGUAAUUCUUUGUACUUUCCAAACACGUUAGGUAUUUUAGUAUGUUUUAAAAAUUAAGUGUUUUUUUUUCUUUCCAGCGUCUCUCAUAUUAAUACCCUUUCAGAGGGAUGUCUAUUUUGGUCAAAAUUUGAGUUUGACUGUGAACUAUAAAAAUGCAUCACUGUAUGGUGUUCUCUCUAACUUAGACAUCCUGAAGCCAGCAAAGCAUAACACUUAGGAUAUGUUUCUGGAUAUGUUUCUUACUUACAAGUUUUCUAAUUGUAUUUUCUUAGUAUGGUACAUUUGUGGUUUUUAUUAUUUUUUUUAA
Molecule: messenger RNA, 3262 nt
Organism: Gavialis gangeticus (Gharial)
Lineage: Eukaryota; Metazoa; Chordata; Crocodylia; Gavialidae
Gene: EIF4E
Product: eukaryotic translation initiation factor 4E
Exons: 7
Coding region: 71-724 (217 amino acids)
Biological process (GO): translational initiation
Cellular component (GO): eukaryotic translation initiation factor 4F complex; cytoplasm
Molecular function (GO): RNA 7-methylguanosine cap binding; translation initiation factor activity
Source: RefSeq, a predicted model, not a curated record